AUGUUUAAACUCGCAUAUAAGAGAAACCGCGUUGCACCGUCUUCUGCAUACGGUAUCAUAGCUGCUAUUGGUGAACCCGAUGGAGGUGCGAUAACGUAUAAGGAUCGCCUUGAGGGACUGACUGUUGGAAUUGUACGUGGCGACUAUGCAAAUAUGUACUGGACCGUCAUAGAGCUGUACAGUGCCUAUCUGAGUGCCCGGGUAUUGAACAGAACUGCUUUCGAGACUACCAUUCUCAUCCUUGACGCGCAUCCAGCUUCUGCCCUGGACGGAUUGUGGGAACUGCUGUUCAAGAAGGUCGUCAGAAUGGGGUGGUUGAAGAAAACAACACUCCUGGAGCAAUUUGUCCUUGUUCCCCAUUUAAAACUCGUGCCUCUUGUGCGAGACAUCAAUACUAUUCCGUACAUCGACGACUUCCGGUAUGAUGUCUCCAAUCGCGUAGGGGGAGAUCCGGCUAGAAAGAUAGUUUGUGACAGGUUUCAGAUAACAGUUGUGUUAAGAAGAAACUACGUAGCCCAUGCGCGAAACUUUGAAGGUGUCAUAGGCAGACAGUUUAAUAAUUCAGAUGACCUAAUUCAGACUCUGAAAAGCACAUUUCCUAAGGAUUUGGUAAGAGCCGUGGCUUUGGAGACUCUAACUGUCAGUGAGCAAGUAAAACUGGCCACCGAAACGGAUAUUCUGAUCGGUGUACACGGUGCAGGGUUGACCCUCACGUUGUUCCAGGUUCCGGGAACAGGUUUAAUUGAGCUUUUUACCUUUGAGUAUAAACAAUACAGAAACAAUCACAUGGAACAGCUGGCUGUUUUUGGAGGCAUAUUAUACAGCAGUUGGUACAGCGACACGAAGUUUGCCACCUCUGUGUACGUACCUCCACGAGUCCUGGCGGAUAUGGUGGUAAAUAUCCGAGGCAGAAUUUGCAAUUGUCCUGAGACACAAUGA
Molecule: messenger RNA, 939 nt
Organism: Haliotis rufescens (red abalone)
Lineage: Eukaryota; Metazoa; Mollusca; Gastropoda; Lepetellida; Haliotidae
Exons: 1
Coding region: 1-939 (312 amino acids)
Molecular function (GO): glycosyltransferase activity
Source: RefSeq, a predicted model, not a curated record